This is a messenger RNA of Brassica oleracea var. oleracea, 862 nucleotides long. RefSeq lists its product as uncharacterized. Bases 71 to 703 code for a protein of 210 amino acids. The record is from RefSeq and is a predicted model, not a curated record. Lineage: Eukaryota; Viridiplantae; Streptophyta; Magnoliopsida; Brassicales; Brassicaceae. The transcript has 3 exons.
GAGAUGAGAGAUAAAAAGAUAAGAUUUUUCCAGAUUCCUCUGCCUCGAUCAAACACUCAGUUCAGAGAAAAUGUGGAGCGUCACCGGAGCACUAGGCGUUGCGGUGCCUACCGCCGCCGCUUGCCGUCCGAAGCACCUUCUCACCUCCUCUAACCUUCUACCCAAGCAGACGAAGAAGCUACAUCUCUAUCCACAGCAGCCUCUGUCUCUAGCAUCACAUUUCUCCUCCUCUUUCAGAACAGCUGCUUCUUCCGUUGAACAACAGUCUGACAAUAAGGGAGAGAGCACUAAGUACUACUUCGUGGUUGCGAACGCCAAGUUCAUGCUUGACGAAGAGGAACACUUUCAGGAGCAGUUGUUUGAACGUCUUCGAUACUACGGAGAGAAUGAGAAAGAGCUAGACUUCUGGCUCGUCAUUGAGCCCAAGUUCCUCGACAAGUUUCCCAAGAUCACUCAAAGGCUCCGUCGCCCUGCCGUCGCUCUUGUCUCCACCAAUGGACCCUGGAUCACGUUUAUGAAGUUAAGGUUGGAUCGAGUGCUUGCUGAUUCCUUUGAAGCGACCUCUCUUGAUGAAGCCUUGGCCUUUACUCCUACCACUCUUGAGUUCGAUAAGCCUAAGAAUUGGGUGGCGCCAUACCCCAAGUAUGAACCUGGAUGGUGGGAAACCUUCUUGCCCAAAAUAAAACAAGAAUCUGUAGCAUAGUACUUUGUCCUUUCUUUUUUUGUCAUUGUCGGAAUCCAUCUUUGUCUAAGAGUGCUUUCUAGUGUGUAUUACUGAGCUUCUUGUAUUUCUGUGUACUACAAAUAUGUUGCAACUCAGUUGAAUCUAGUGACCAGAAUCAAUCAAAGGCCGUUUCACAUA